AUGGCUCAGGUUGCAGUAGCCGCCCCUGUCUCUUUACCUCCGUCUCUGGAUCAUGCUUCUACUCGCGUAGACACGUCCACGCCGGUUCAAAAGACCGAUAUCCAGGUCGAGCAGCUCGCAUCCCAGGAACAGGCUACCGAGGCCCUCGCCAAGCCUAACCUUGACCCUCACAUCUUGCCGUCCUUUGAGACGCGCGCCACGUCCCCCAUCCUCUAUCUGCCUCCCCUCCUCUCGUCACUUCCCGUAGGCGUCGGGCACGCUCAGCACCCCACAACUUCGCCGGCGUUCUCAUCCCCCAGCGUGCCUCGCCCGCUGUCGACGGAGUCGCGCCUUCCCUCCAUCGACCCGGCGUCCCUAGCGCUGCACCGCGCCUUGCACCACUUCCGCCCGACGACGGAGGAGUAUGCCAAAACUCCAUACCCGGAGGCGUUCAACUGGAACGAGCUCGAGCUUCCCCUCGAUGAAGAGCGCGAGUGGUACUGCGUGGUCUUCCGAAGCCGGCGACGCGACGGCAGCGACGGCGGACCGCUCUACGAAGCCGACAAGAAGGCACACGAGGAGGCCGUCCAGAACGGCGGUCUAAUCCUCUACUGGUACGGCACGCCGCACCCCGAAACUGGGUUGAACCUCGCGACGUGCAUCUGGCAGUCGCGCACGCACGCGGCUGCCGCCAACUCGCGUCCGCACCACAUCCGCGCGAUGCGCCUGGCCGCCGCAUCGUACGAGCGCUAUGAGCUCGAGCGCCACCGUUUGCGCAAGGUCAAAGGCGAGGCGCGGCUGCGUGUAGAACCCUACGACGGCGGUGACGUCGGCUGGUGAUCGACGUAGGUACUCGCGCUAUACCCUGGAGAGGUGAUGUUUUCUUGGCUGUCUGUGUAUAUUGUUGUCUCGCUUUCGUUGUCCAUCGUUUUCGGGUGUGUACCAUAUAAUGGUUCUGUCUUUUUAGUAUCUU
This is a messenger RNA of Trametes versicolor FP-101664 SS1, 952 nucleotides long. RefSeq lists its product as uncharacterized. The transcript is spliced from 3 exons. Lineage: Eukaryota; Fungi; Basidiomycota; Agaricomycetes; Polyporales; Polyporaceae. The record is from RefSeq and is a predicted model, not a curated record. Bases 1 to 819 code for a protein of 272 amino acids.